AUGGAAAAUAAAAGUAUGAACCAUAAUAUGGAAGAUGUAAUUACAUUUACAAAUUAUGUAGACAAUAAAGUAGAUCAUAAUGAAGAUAAAGAAGUUGUAAAUAAACAUAAAGAUUAUGUAGACAAAUUAUAUGAUGACAAAUUACAUGUAGACAAUAAAUUUCUUAACAAAAUAAAUGAAUAUAAAGACAUUGAUGAUAUAUCAAAUAAAAUGAUCUCAGAUAUAAACAAUGAAACACAUAUGAAUCAUUUAAAUAAUAUUGUUGAAAAAAAAGUUGAAUCUUCUCUAAAUAUUUUGGAUCAAACAGUUCUUGAUCAACAUUUAAAAAUAUAUAAAUGUUAUUCAGAUAAGGAAGAAUUAUAUUCAUUAGACUAUAAAAGUAUAGAAGGUAAAGAAAUACAAUCAGAGGGGCACAUAAAAAGGUUGAAUGAUGAUAAAAAUAAAAAUAAAAAUGAUGAUAAAAAUAAAAAUGAUGAUAAAGAUAAUAAUGAUGAUAAAGAUAAUAAUGAUGAUAAAGAUAAUAAUGAUGAUAAAAAUAAAAAUGAUGAUAAAAAUAAAAAUGAUGAUGAUAAUAAUAAUGUAAAAGUGGACAAUAAAACAAAUGAACAUGUUCAGGUAGAUGUGAGGGGUGAAGAAGAAAUAAAAAAAGGAAUAUUAAAUGAAAAGCAUAAGGAUAUACAAAAAAAAAUAAAUGAGGAUAUACAAACAUAUGUUCAUAAAAUAAAAGAAAGAAAUACAGAUACAAAUCAUAAGAAGAAAAAAUACACUGAAAAUAUAAAGGAUGAUAACAUAAAUAAAAAAAAUAAAAUCUUGAAUAUAAAUAAAGAGUGUGAAGAAAGUAUGUUUAUAGAUAAUAGUAAUAUAUAUGUACUUAUUAAUAAAGAUGAUGAUAAUAUAGAUGAUCCUCUAAAAAAAACUCAAAGGAAUAUUGAGAAUAUAUGUAUAUCUGAAAAUAAGGAAAAAAAUGUGGAUUGUUUAUAUUUUAAUAAUGAUGAUAAAAAUUUAUUAAAGCAUAACACUUUAGAAUGUAAUAGAAAUGAAGGUGAUAAUAAAAAUGAUAGAAUAAUAAAAAGAAAGAGCUCGAAUAUAAAGAAAACAUUUCUUCAUAAUGAUAAUAAAGAUUUAUUAAAUGAAAGAAGAAGGGUUAAUAUGAAAAGAAAUAAUAAAGAAAUACAAUUAGAAGGGAUUGAGAAUUAUGUUGUAGAAAAGAGAAAUAUUAUGAUGACAGAUAAAGAAGAUAAUAAUGACAAUAAUAAUGAUAAUAAUAAUGAUAAUAAUAAUGACAAUAAUAAUGAUAAUAAUAAUGAUAAUAAUAAUGAUAAUAAUAAUAAUAUAUUGAGUACUAUAAAUUGUAUAUUUAGUGAGACAACCAUUUCGAAUAUUUUAUCAGAAUAUUUUCUAAAUAAAAAUGAAGAACCAAAAAGUAAUAAACCAUAUGAAUCUCAUAAAGAAAAAAAAGACGAUGAUAAAGAUAAAGAAUAUAUAAAUGUAUGUCAUGAGGAAGACAAAAAUGAUGAUAUAGAAAAAAUAAAUAAUGAUAAUAAACAUAUUAAUAAUUAUGAUAAUAUCAAAGAUUAUGAAUCAGAAUAUCAACAAUAUAAUAAAAUAAAUACAUUAAUCUCUAUAUCUAAAACAUUUCCAAAUAAUAAUAUAACAAAUGAUAUUAAUGAAAUGAGAAAUUUAUCUAAUGAUAUAUAUAAUGAUAAUGAUACAAACAUAAUUAAUAGUUAUGAUAAAAAUUUAAAGAAGGAUACGACAUGUAGAUUAAAAAAAAAAUAUAGAGAUAGAAAUAGCCAACAUAAAAUAAAAAGACGUGUUGAAAAGAAUGUAUUAGUUGAUAAGUAUAAAAAUGAUAAUAUUCAUAAUUAUAAAGAAAGAGGAAGAAAAAAAAAAUAUGCCACACAAAAAACAAAGAAGAAUUUACAUUUAAUCAAACAAAAGGUACAAAAAAUUAGAAAUAAAAAAGAAAAAGAAAAGAAAAAAAAAAAUGUUAACAAUAUUGGAUUAAUUAAAAAAAAAACAUAUGUAAAGAAAUAUAAAGAAAAACAAAUCAAAAUAAGUAAUAAAAAAGAUGAAAAAAAUUAUUUUAUCAAUAAAAAGUUUCAAAAAAUUUUAAACGAAAUAAAUAAACAAAAUAAAAUCAAAAAUAAAAUACAAGAUAGUCAUCGAAUACAUAAUGUAUCUACAAAGAAAGAAAUGCAAAAUGAUAAUGUCCAUGUUCUUAUAUCAAAAAGUGAAUGUCAUUUUAUUAGCUUUGAUUCUAUGCAAAACAAAAAUUUGGACAAGAAAAAAAAUAAAAUAAAUAAAAUAAAUAAUAAUAAUAAUAAUAAUAAAAACAACAACAAUAAUAAUAAUAUUAACAUAAAGAAAGCUACAAAAAAAAAUGCAAAGACUAAAGGGAACAAGAAAAAUAAAGCCUCUAUAAAAAAUAAAACAACAUCAAAAAUGAAAGGUGUGAAAAAUAAAAAAAAAACGAUCAAAAAAAAAGGUGUAAAAAAUAUAAAAAAAACGAUCAAAAAAAAAGGAGUAAAAAAUAUAAAAAAAACGAUCAAAAAAAAAGGAGUAAAAAAUAUAAAAAAAACGAUCAAAAAAAAAGGAGUAAAUAAUAAAAAAAAAACGAUCAAAAAAAAAAUCGAAAAAAAAAAAAAAAGCCCUCUUAAAAAAAAUGCAAAGGUUAAGAAAAUAUCAAAAAGUAUUAAAAUGAAAGAAAAGGCAGGUCUAAAAAAUAAAAAGAAACAUAUGACGAAAGAAACAAAAAAAAAAAAAAAACUUCUUAAACAAAAGGUGGUAAGGAAGACACAACAAGGUAAAAUCAAAAAUAAAAUGAAAAAAGGAAAGGAAGAAAAAAUAUUAAAAAUAAGAAGAAAGAAUCUUUCCACAAAGAAAAAGGAAAAUAAUCAUAAGAAUAAAAACAAGGAAGCAAAAAAAAAAAAAAAAAAAAAUACUCCCACUACCAAUAAUGAUAAUAAUAAUAAUAAUAAUAAUAAUAAUAAUAAUAAUAAUAAUAAUGAUAAUAAUUAUAUAAACAUGGAAAUGAAAACACAUUCAAAGAAAAACAAAAGCGGUGAUCAAAUUCAAAAUUCAUAUGAUGAAAAACAAAAAAAUGAAGAUGGUGCAGACGAAUAUGAUGAGUGUGUUGAAACUAUCGAAGAACAAGAAGCCUUUGAAAAAUAUGUAAAAGAAUUAGAAACACUUGAAAGAAGAAAAAGCCAAUUUUAUCAAGAAAUAUAUGAAAAAAAAAAAUAUUUAGAAAAUAAAAAUGAUCAUUAUAUAAGCAAACAUAUUUAUAAUAACAACCAAAAUGAAGAUGAAGAAAAUGAUGAAUAUGUUGAGGCAUUUGAAAAUUUUGAAAAUAUAAAAAAAAGUGAUAAUGAAGUUGAAGAAUUUUGUAGCUCAGGAGAACUAUUAAAUGAUAUUUUGAAUUUUAAUGAUAAUGAAAGUGUUCAAAAUAAUUAUGCCAAAAAUAAAAAUUAUAUGUAUGAUAAUAAAUACCUACAGAAUCAAAAAGAAGAUGAAAACCAUUCUAUGCUAUCACUAUCAACAGAAUUAAAUUAA
This is a messenger RNA of Plasmodium adleri (nom. inval.), 3555 nucleotides long. RefSeq names its product Hypotetical protein. The record is from RefSeq and is a predicted model, not a curated record. The transcript has a single exon. NCBI's taxonomy places the organism in Eukaryota, Apicomplexa, Aconoidasida, Haemosporida, Plasmodiidae. The coding region runs from base 1 to 3555 and encodes 1184 amino acids.